CGUGUUAAAAUGUUUUUAAAAAAAUUAAAUAUUUGUUUUGCUGCAUAAAAUCCAGAAAAUAUAAUCAAACAAUGUUGAACAAUGAAAGAAAAGUGUUAAUGUUUAAAAGGACAAUGAGUUUUAACUUAAACAGGGUGCGUUUAAAACUGUGUAACGAAGUUUUUGUGAUUUUUCUUUUAUUUCUAAUUGUUAAUGAGUGUAAGUGUAACAGACCGCCAAGAUUUCUAACGGAUGGACUACCGGAAAUCGUAUUGAGAUUAAAAGAAGGAUACGAAACACCGAUAGGAACAAUAAUCCAUAAAUUACAAGGAGAAGACCCCGAUAACGAUCGUUUAAAAUUUGGAAUUCGAUUUCAAUCCGGAAGUGAAGUCAUCCGAAUCGAAAAUAUCUCAGAUAACGAAGCUAACAUUAUUUUAGAUCAAGAAUUAGAUAGAGAAACACGCGAUGAAUACGCUUUAGUUUUAACUUUAACGGAUGGGAAACUUGGCUCGAAUAACUUCAUCACUCAAAGUCUAUUGAUCCUCGUUGAAGAUGUUAACGACAACGUUCCAAUUUUCAAACCGUAUCAACCCUCAAUAACACUUCGUGAAGAUUCAAAACCGGGUAUGGUAACAACUUUAGAAGCUACCGAUGCGGAUGAAGGAGCUUACGGUCAAGUCGUUUAUUAUUUACAACAAUCAGACGAAAAUUUAUUUUCAAUCGCGACCAGUAUGGGGAAAGGAAUCAUCAAAUUAAUCGGCUCUUUGGAUUACGAACGACAAACUUUGCAUCAAGUUAAAGUUUUAGCGAUUGAUCGAGCGAAACAAGGUCGAAUUAAUACCGGAACGGCGGCUGUUGUUAUUAAAGUUGAAGAUGUUGAUGAUCGCCCACCCGAAUUCGUUAGGGUACUUCCGGUGGCGAGAAUUUCCGAGGGGGUUCCGAUUGGAACCGCGGUUAUGCAAGUAAAAGCAAUCGAUGGGGAUCGAGGAAUCAACAAUUCAAUCGGUUAUAGCAUCGGAAAAUUAACAGAAACUAAAUUUCAAUUAUUCGAAAUUGAGAAAAUGACUGGAAUCAUUUUUACGAAUAAAAUUUUAGACAGGGAAGCGUAUCAUUCAACAUCAGCAGCUCAUAUUUUACAGAUAACUGCAACAGAAAUUGGGAGCAAAUUAAAACCAGCGCCGUCAACUCAAACAGAAGUUACCAUAAUAAUCUCUGAUUUAAACGAUGAAACCCCAACGUUUAGAAGCAAAAAAUAUAAUUGCGAAAUUCCCGAAAAUUCGCCAACAAACACUCCAGUAACUUUCUUAGAAAAAGGAAUCCCUGAAGUUUACGAUUACGACCAGGGUAAUAACGGAACCUUUAAUUUAUUUCUAAAAGGGGCCGAAACAAUUUUCGAAAUAACUCCAAAUAAAGUAACCAACGAAGCAACGUUUAUGAUCCGAAUCAAAGAUCCAACCAUUUUAGACUACGAACAAAUUAAAGAAAUCAAUUUUACAAUAAUCGCAAAGGAAAUCGUUAAAUACAAACCCAAAUAUUCCGAGGUUCCCGUUAAAGUGACGAUUUUGGACCGCAACGAUAAUUACCCCGAAUUCGUAAAAAGUUCUUACGAAGUUUCUGUCCAGGAAAACUGCGAAAUUGGAACAACCGUCGCUUGGGUUCAAGCUUUAGAUGGAGAUAGCGGAAAUUAUGGCACUAAAGGGGUUCGAUACACGAAUUUAUCUGGAAGCAUCGAAAAUUUGUUAUAUCUUCAUCCAACAACAGGAAUAAUAACAGUAAAACAACCUGGUGGUCCAAAUUUUGAUCGGGAACAAAUUCAAAGACAUUAUCUAACUGUGGAAGCUCGAGAUAAUCUCGGAAAUGGUAACAGAAAUACCGUCCAAUUAAUCGUAAACAUUGAGGAUUUAAACGAUAACCCCCCAAUUUUUACUCAAAGUUUGUAUGAAGCUCGCUUAUUGGAAAAUCGAAACGAUUUUGAGAAACCUUUAAAAGUUGAAGCGAGGGAUGCUGAUUUAACAGGAACCAACAACAGCUUAGUUGAGUACCUCCUUCUUGGGGAAUACGCAAAUAAUUUUACAAUCCACUCGUUAUAUGGGAUAAUCACCCCAAAAGAACCGUUGGAUUUUGAGAAAAUCCCCGGAAUUUCUUCAGAAAAUAUUCGAUUAAUAAAGCUUUUAGUGAAAGCAAGUGAUUUUGGGGUUCCAAAAUUAUCGAGCGAGAUUCCUUUAACGAUUUAUUUACAAGACGUUAACGAUUACCCCCCAAUUUUUGAAAAAAACUUUUAUAACACAUCGAUUAAAGAAAACAUUCAAGGUGGAACCACAAUUUUAACAAUUUCCGCAAAAGAUUUCGACGGAUCUUACCCAAACAAUCACAUUUUUUAUCGAAUUCAAGACGGAGCUUUCGAUAAAUUCACAAUUAAUUCGGAUUCCGGAACAAUUUCUGUUUCGAGAGGUGCAAUUUUAGAUCCAGAUUUAACCGAACCAAAAAGAACUAAAUACUCAUUAACAGUGGUAGCUUUAGAUGGAGCUUCCGGUGAUAAUCAACUUCAAACUCAAGUUCAAGUCAACAUCACCAUUUUAGACGUGAAUAAUAAAGCUCCGAUUUUAUCCGAUCCGGGAAUUAUCGAGAUUCCAGAAAAUUUAAUGCCAGGAAGUGUUAUCACUAAAAUAUCUGCAAUUGAUUUUGAUUCAAAUCCUGAAAUAAAAUAUAUUUUAGAUGGGGAAAAUUGUAAAGGAGAAAAUGAGAGGGGUUUUUAUUUAAGUAAUGAAGAUUUUGAUUGCGAAAAUAGUUUUGUUUUGGAUGAAGAAACGGGAAUUUUAAGUAUUAAUAGGAUUCUCGAUAGAGAAAUCGUGGAAAUUAUUAAAUUGGGGAUAAAAGCGGAGGAUGUUGCUUCCGAAAACGGACCACAAAUAGCGAAAGCGAUUUUAACCGUUUUAAUUAAAGACGCAAAUGAUAAUAACCCAAAAUUUCGCCAACCUUUUUAUAGAUUUAGCAUCCAAGAAAAUAGUAAGAGUGGCGUUUUAAUCGGAAAUGUGAUUGCCGAUGAUCCGGAUAAAAAUAAAUCGAUUAUUUACGAUUUAGAAGCCAGGAAAGAAAUUUUAAAAUUGAUUAGUUUAAAUAAUAAAACUGGGGAUUUGUUUGUUAAGAGUAGAAUUGAUCGGGAAGUUUACGAUUGGUUAAAUUUAACUGUUAAAGCGACGGAUUCCGGGCAUCCCCCACGACAUGCAAGAACCGAAAUUUUUGUACAAAUUUUAGACGAAAACGAUAAUAAUCCGUGUUUUUUAAACGACCCAAGAGUGCUUAUGGUUCCGGAAGACACCGAGGUUAACCGAAAAAUCGCCAUCAUCGAAGCUCGAGAUUCAGAUUCGGGUGAAUUUGGGAAAAUUACUUAUUUACUUGAUCGAUCAUCAUCGGAGGGUGAUUUCAUUUUGGAACCAGAAACGGGAAUUUUGCGAGUUUCUAAAGAACUCGAUCGAGAAACGAAACAUUCUUACCUUUUAGUGGUCGAAGCUUGGGAUAAUUACCAAUUUGGUUUUAAUUCCGGUGAAAGUAGGAACGCUUUUAAACACAUUAAUGUGACAGUUCUAGAUGUCAACGAUAACCCACCGCAAUUUUCUUUACCCACAACAUGCACGAGCAUCACGGAAUUCCACGAGAUAGGCCACCCAAUUAUCAUUGUUCAUGCCACAGAUUCAGAUGAUCCUGAAUCACCAAAUGGACAAAUUAUCAUGGAUAUCUCAUCUGGAAAUGAUAACGAUCUCUUCGCGUUACAACAAAUUAACGAAUUCUCGGCCGAAAUCACUCCGAGGAAAUCUCUACGUGGAAAACAUGGAAAUUACAGCCUAUUUCUUCGAGCUCAAGACUUGGGGCAGCCAAGACACAUGGUUGAGGACGUCUUAAAAAUUUGCGUAUUAGAUUACAACGAUCACGCCCCCGUUUUUAUCACACCACCCCACAAUUCAACGUUAAAAGUACCGGAAAACGCCACUGUGGGAAGCGCUUUAGUUCAAAUCCAAGCCAAAGAUGAAGAUAUCGGCCCAAAUGGGAUGAUUCGAUACAAAUUAAAAUCAGAUCCGGCGGGACAUUUUAAAACGUUUGAUUUACAACCGAUCUCUGGUAUCUUAGAGUUAAGAUUGCCGUUAAACAGGGAGAAACAAAAAAUUUAUGAUAUAAGAAUUGAAGCUUACGAUUUAGGAACUCCAACGGCUUUAAGUUCGGAUUUAGAUUUAACAGUUUACGUUAGCAACGUAAAUUUAUUUCAACCCCAAUUUUUAAAUGAUGAAUUUAUCGUUAAUUUCACUGAAAAUAAACCGCCCGGAUUAGAAAUUAGGAAAAUUCCCGAAACGAUCGACCGAGACAUGUUAGAAUAUGAAGGGCCACCUUCUCCGAUUUGUUAUUUUAUCGUUCAAGGAAACGAAGAUGAUCUUUUUAAAUUGGAUGCUUUGAAACAUCAAUUAAUGGUUAAUAAAGAAUUAGAUCGAGAAAAACGAGAAAUUUACAACCUAAAAAUUAAGGCAACUGAAGAUUGUAGAAAUGGAGGUAAAAAUCAAAAACUUUUUAACGACGAUCCAACGAUUUUAAAAGUAAUCGUUCGAGUUGAUGACGUCAACGACAACCCACCGAGAUUUUUGCAUAGAAUUUUUACGGGUGGUGUUAGCACAGCGACUGAUUUUGGCACAAAAUUCAUGAAAAUUCAGGCAACCGACAUCGAUGAUAACGAAAACUCUAAAAUAUCUUACUUUUUAAUUGGAAAGGUCCGAAUGACCUUAACCGAAGGUUUAGAAAACCUUCAAAGACCCCCUUUUUUAGUUAACCAAAAAACCGGAGAAGUCCAACUCAAUUUCGAUCCCCAACAAGGAAUGAAGGGUUAUUUUGAUUUUAUGGUUUUAGCGAACGAUACGGGUGGUUUGGAAGAUAUGGCAAGAGUUUUUAUUUAUCUUUUAAGAGAGGAUCAAAGAGUACGAUUUGUAUUAAGAUUACAACCGCAGGAAUUAAGGGAUAAAAUCGAAAUUUUUAGGGAAACAUUGGGGAAUGUAACUGGGGCAAUCGUAAACAUAGACGAGUUUCGAUUGCAUUUAAAUCAAGAUGCAACGAUUGAUAAAACCCGAACUGACCUUUAUCUCCAUUUAGUUGACAAAAAAUAUCACUCAAUACUCGAAGUUGCCGAAGUUUUAAAGCUAAUUGAUCAAAACACUGAAAAAUUAGAUUCACUUUUUAAAGAAUUCAACGUUUUGGAUACUCAACCAGCUGAUUCUUUGGCGUUACUGUCAAUACAAACGACUAGCGCCACCUUUUGGUUAACCGCUUCAACCCUAUUUUUAUUUUUAUUAUUAAUGUUAAGUUUAGCUAUUUGUGCUAGCCAAAGAAGUAGUUAUCAUCGCAAAUUAAAAGCUGCAACAGCAACAGCUUAUGUGAGUGCGGAUUCGGAUUUGGGUCGUGGAUUAAGUGCAAUAAGUGGAAGAGUACCAAAUACAAAUAAACAUAGUAUGGAAGGAAGUAAUCCGAUUUGGUUAAAAGCGUACGAAAAUGAAUGGUACAAACAUGCUGAUGAUUUUAGUAACGGUUCUGAGAGGGAAGAUUCGUUAGAUGAGAAUGUUUUGAGUAAUAAUUCUGAUGAAAUUCAAUGUAGGCAUGAGCAGUGUAGUGUUCAGGAUCGUUUACAAAAUUUGUAUCAAACUUUACCUCCGAUUUUGCCACCAAGAAAAUUGGAAACUACCGAGUUAUGAUUAAAAGUUUGCCAUUGGUUUGAUGAUAAAAUCGAUGAGGGUUAAUAUAAUUACAACGAUGUGUUUAAGUUAAAUUUUGACUGGAAUUUUUAUAUUAUUUAUUUUUUUAUAU
Molecule: messenger RNA, 5817 nt
Organism: Onthophagus taurus
Lineage: Eukaryota; Metazoa; Arthropoda; Insecta; Coleoptera; Scarabaeidae
Source: RefSeq, a predicted model, not a curated record